Messenger RNA from Planococcus citri (citrus mealybug), 1792 nucleotides. RefSeq lists its product as uncharacterized. The record is from RefSeq and is a predicted model, not a curated record. The transcript is spliced from 7 exons. The coding region runs from base 423 to 1469 and encodes 348 amino acids. Lineage: Eukaryota; Metazoa; Arthropoda; Insecta; Hemiptera; Pseudococcidae.
AGUAGUGUGUACUUUACCUUCCAAACACUGUGAAAAUAUCGAAUGAUGUGGUAUAAUUGGCGCAAUAGCAGCGCAGGUGACGAUGAUGAUAUUUCCUAUUUAUCGUUUCUACGUUAGAGACAAUACGACGUUUAGUGCGAGUGAAAUAAAAAAAUAAAACGCUAACGAGUUUGGUGGAAAAAAAAAUUACUUUGGGUUGGAAAUGCGAGCUCGAAUGUAGUGUUUUCGUGUUACGUGGUGUUCGAGGUCUCUCGAUGUAAUUUUGCGGCGGAUUUUGUUUCGUUAGAGUAUUUUUUGUAAUCGAUUGAGUGAAGUUUUCGUGCUACGAUGGUCCAGUUUGAUCCUAGAAUCUGUGUUGAUUGUAUUUAAAUCAUCUGGUGAAAAAUGAUUCGAAAUUGUUAUGAAUUUGGAAAUUCUCCAAGAUGACCUUUAAAACUGAGACCAAUUCGAAGGACGAGAAGAACAACAGUGAUUCUCAAACACCAGCAACAGCUACCGUAACUAAUGAACGAAUAUCCACCAUAUACGACCCGAGGCAAAGAUGCUCGCCUAUACCAUCGUUUACGGCGUCAUUAUUCAGCGGACAGCAGCAUCAAGUCGACGGAGCGGACAAAAAGAAUACAUUAAUGGAGAAAAUUAAGAAGAUCACCUUCAAUCUGAGAUUGAAAAAGUGUCGGAUCAGCCGUGACAGCGAUUUAAAUAGACGUAAAAUAAAUCUCAUAUGUUGUUCCACCUUGUUGACUUGCACCACUUUGAUCAUGCUGACGGCUUUUAUUUAUUUCCUUAAUACCGUUCAGAAAACUGAAAUUAGAGAUAUCAUCGUUGACGGAGAAUUUCAAAUAUUGAACGCUAAAUUCGACUACGAGAUGUUGGACAAACGUUCGAUGAAAUUUAGAGAGAUUUCGACUAAUUUAACGAGAGAAUUGAAUAAAUUGUUCCGAUGGAGCGACGUAGGCGAAUACUUCAAACGCAGCGAAAUACUGGAAAUAGCUCCCAAUAUGACUAUCAAAAGCAUCGUAGUUUUCCACAACAGCGAUAACAUCAACGUCGGACGUAUCGGGUUAGCUUUUUUAAGAAGUCUUAGACUGCAACAUGGACAUACGUAUUUAGGAGCACAUACCAUUAACGUGCAGUCGAUUGGAUUUCAAAUUAGAGGAGAAGAAGGCGUCUGGGGUGAAUGGUCGGAGUGGAGUGGAUGUUCUUCGAUUAACGAUACUGUUGCUACGAGGACUAGACAAUGUUAUACUAGAGAUACGUUCCAAGUGACUAAUGUCGAUCGAUGUCUGCUGAUUCCCGGUAAUAAAGGCGAUCUGGAUAUAUUACCUUGUAAAAAGUUCAAAGCUAUGGUACAGAGGAAAGAAAACGAGAUGGCGGUUCUUUUCAAAAAGAAUGAUGAUACUCUUACAACUGACGCAGAAACAAUCCAGUCGAAUACAGAAAACAGCGAAUAUUCUAGAUUAAGAUUUUAGACGAAUUUCAGUAUGAUAUACAGCUGCAUUUAAAUUUACCAAAGAUAAAAUCAAAUUUCACUAGUCUACUUGAACGUGUAUUGUUGGUCAAUUAUGUAUGAAGAUCCGAGUUGAUUUUUUUUCUGUAAUUUAUUAUGUAUUUGUAUGUGAUUCUCGCGCAGAUACGAGUAAAAUGAUUAUGUAUGUAUAUUUAAAAAUCUAUUUUCUAUUUAUGUUUAUCGGUAUUUAAAUUAUUUUUAAAAUGGAUUUGCUCGUUUAAAUCAUUGUAUAGUAUUGUAAAAAGUAUCGAAAAUUUUCAAAAUAAAAAUAAAUUUUAUAAUGAA